Encephalitozoon romaleae SJ-2008 is the source of this 1035-nucleotide messenger RNA. RefSeq names its product putative zinc finger domain-containing protein. The coding region runs from base 1 to 1035 and encodes 344 amino acids. The record is from RefSeq and is a predicted model, not a curated record. Gene Ontology annotation, molecular function: zinc ion binding. The transcript has a single exon. Lineage: Eukaryota; Fungi; Microsporidia; Unikaryonidae.
AUGGUGGACUUGAACACCAAUAAGGUCGUAAGAAAAGGAGACAAUAUACUUGUAUAUCUGAAUCAGCCAAAAGAUUUCAUAUAUGAUAUAGACAAUAUAGCUGUUGAAUACAGUGAGGUUGGGAAAAGUGUAGAAGUAGUUAAUGAUCAGAUACCAAAGUUCAUUAAAGACAACAUGAAGAGGUUCUUUAGGGGGGAUCUAAAGGAAUAUGUAGGAUUUUUGGAAGAAAAUCUAGAGAUAUUCUUCAAGGGAGAGGUUCCAGAGACAGAAAGAAAAGAACAAACAAAAAGAUCUUUCGAAUUACCGAGUGACUACAAGUUUCCCAUUAACAAAAGAGUACAGAUGAAUGUGGCCGUAGAAGUGGAAAAGAGGUAUACUUCCAUAGUCUCUUGCGAAUGCCUUAAUUUACAGGCUGGAUGUAAUAGAUGUGGAAGAAUCUUGGAAAUGCCUGGGCCAACAGAAUGCCCUGGAUGCAAGUGCAGAGUGGAAAUAAAUUACAUUCCCUCUGUUGACUCCGAAUUCCUGGGAUUUCUAGGCCUCCAUGGAUGCAAGUUGAUUUGCUUCAAUCCUUCUAGGUACCAGCUUUCCUGUGAUAGCUGCCACAUGAACUACGAAACAAGUGAGCUGGGCAUAGGUGAUACCUUUCGUAUAAAGUGCUACGAAUGCUUGUCGAAUAUUUCUCUGAAGAUAUCCAAUAUAAAGCUCAUACAGAAGAAGAAAGAAACACUAAAGCCAGGCCAGCCAUUACCAGACAAGGGCGUGUGUAGGCAUUAUAAGAAAUCAUACAGAUGGUUUCGAUUUCCUUGCUGCAACUCCCUUUAUCCUUGUGACAUAUGCCAUGAUGAGGAGAGUGGGCAUGUACAUCAGAUGGCUAAUAAGAUGGUUUGCGGGCUUUGCUCAAAAGAACAGGGUGUUAGCAAGGCAUGUGAUUGCGGUAUGAACCUGAAGAAAUCCACUUCGUUUUGGGAGGGAGGAAAGGGUAGUAGAAAUAAAGCAACAAUGAGCAGAAAGGACAGAAAGAAGUAUACCAAAUAA